AGCAGGUAAGCGCCGUUGGAUGAAGGCUUCCGGCAGCAAACCUCUGUUGUCGCCAUGGCAACCACUUGGCGAGCCUUCCAAACACUGGAUGUGUUCACUUAUCCAGACAGCUUUGUGUUAACUUAUAUAUGUUAUUUGACAUGGAAAGGAUACUGGCAUGGAGGCUCCCUUGAAAACACCCAUGAAGAUGAAUUAAAGUGUGAGGACCAAUAGGCUGUUGAACAGUCAAGGCCAUCCAAAAAAUUCACUCAAGUCCUGGUGAUCAUCUCAUCCUAACCACAACUGUGACCCAUGUGAGGUCACACAUACAAAUCUUCACCCAAGGGGUUUGAAUGGGACCCCAGGAGAUCACACUGCUGCCAGCUAGACCAGUGCCUUCAGGCUGGAUGAUUUCUGCACUAAAAGCCAAGCAAUACAGUAAUAACCCUUGCUCUGAAAGUCAGUGAUGGAAAGCCUCAGUGACUCCGAUCCUGAUUUCUGGGAACUGGGAGGCAAGGAGGAGGGCAGUUCCAGCAAAGGGAGAAGAGCACAUCACCGAAGAAGCAAAGGGUUCCUGACCUUCCCCCCAGGUGAGCCAGAGCAUGACAGAUUAGUUGGAGGCAACUCACAUGCCAUGGACCAUGUCCGUAAAGGCGUAGAGGACCCCAAGAUGAUCAAAGAUUAUAACAACAAGACAAAGGGUCUUGGCAGUGAAGAAAAGAACAUCAGCAGUGAUGACAGUGAUGAUGAUCAUGAAGAUGACAAGAGCAAUGAUGAGGCUAAAGAUCAGAAUGAGAAAGAAGAGGAAAAGGAAGACUCCACUGAUGAUGAACAUUGCAACAAUAAUGAGGAGAGAGAGGUGGGGAGUGGUGGCAACAGUAGUGGCAACAGCAAAUCCAGUAAGCGUACAAGUAUCCUCACAGGGUCAGACCUUCCACAAGACUCCCCUAAAGAUGACACCCUCAGCAAAGACUCCUCAAAGAGCUCCAAGGGAUCCACAAACCCAUCCCAUUGGCUGGUGGAACAGUAUCUCCUCACACCACAACAGAAGCUCAAGCUAGCCCUGUAUGAUGGAAGGAAAUUCUUUGCAGCAGGAGAAGGUGAUGGAGCUGUGAGAGAGUUCGUGCGAGCCAGAGCAUUGGCACGGGUGGUACAUGGGGACCAACAUUGGCGUUACUGCAGGUGUAAGGUGUUCCUGGCUAAGAGCUACCUCUAUCUCAAGGAAUAUGCACCACAGGCAGAGGCUCAGGCAAAGGAGGCUCUGGAAAUUCUCAGGGCUCAUCUCUCAACACACCUGGCACCCACAAAAAAACCUCAGGUGCACCACACCCUGCUGUGGGGCUAUCUAGUGUGUGGAGAGGCUCGCACCCGCCUAGGCCAAUUAGCUGGGGCCCAGGAGUCUCUGGUUCACGCUCUCUACCACACUCGCAUCUAUGCCAGAAUGGUGAUGCGGUGGAAGAAACAGCUCAACCCUUCCCUCACCAUAGAUCUUCCUCUGGAUCUGCAAGUGAAAGUCCUCUGUGCACAGGCAGCUCUCUAUACUAAACAAAAAAAAAUCACCAAGGCUAAGGAAAAACUUCAGUCAAGCAUUAGACUAAUAGAGAAAAAAGGGUCAGGUCCAGAAGACCCUUGCUUGGUGACUCCCCUCCAGCAGCUUGGCCAGCUGCUUCUUGAACACCCUCAGACAAGCCAGGACAGCCAGACUGGCCUUGAUCUUCUAACUCGUGUGGUGCAUAUCACCCAAGUGAGCAAUCGUCCUGGCAGUGUAGCAGAGUGUGAGGCACGUGGCCUCUUGUUAGAACACCGGCUCCAUCUGCGCUGCAUAGAAACUCAAGAGGCCCUAAGGGAAUUGCACAAACUUGGCCUCCUCUUCUCUCGCCUGCACGGAGAGCACAGCCCUCGCACGGCUGCUAUUCAUAACCUCACUGUCCAAGUAUUGGUGCAGGAGGAGAAUUAUCCAGAGGCCAUAAAGCACCUCCUGUCCUAUCUCAAGCACUGCAAGGAGGUUCAUGGGGACUUCACCCCACAGGUCUGUGGAGUACUGAGGCAGCUAUCCAGAGUGCAUGCUCUUGCUGGGGACCUGGUUAGAGCAGCACUGGCUCUGGACCAAUGCCUACAAGCAGAAACCCUCCUCUAUGGCACUUCUUCUCGUCGUGCUCAAGCUUCUCGCCUAAGGCUACAGGAAAUGAUGCAAAAACUACCUCUAUCAUUGAGAAAGCGGAUGUGCAGAAGACACCCAGAUCUGCAAAACAAACCACGCUUCCACAAUCUAUAGGUCACUGAUCUGGCUGUGCACCCGAUGUUCUUUUUACAUCUUCAUCUGGAUUUGCCCUGAUCUGAAUUAUCCAGAUCAUGAUCUCAGUGAUCUAGAUCCAGAGGUGUUUAUGGCAGACAACACUUGCUGAAACUGCUGGUGGUGGCCUCAUUAGCAACUGAGGAGCCUCUAUUGGAGACUUACCUUAUUUCUUGGUGCAUUAGACACACUUUUUUCUUGAAAAAAGUAUCUAAUAAUUAACGUGCAUUUAAUGCACUCGUAUUACAGAUGCCUAGGCCUAUGUAACUGGGCUUAUAGCUGUGAAAUUGAAGCAGUAAUACAACAAGCACAAAUAUUGUUACUAAUAAAAAAUUAUAGAAGUACAUGAGACUUACCAUGGGUCAGUUGAAAUGUGCUUCGGAUUUUGCGAAGCAAGCCACCGCUGCUGGAGAGAGCUUUCACAUGAGAUACACAAAGAUCAAGGUACCGACAGACUUUAAAGAGCUGAGAGCCACCCACAUGCCACAAGUUCCCGAAAAAUGCCUGUCGGAAAGAGAAACACAAAGUCAAAAGCCCAGCUUUCCGAAGGGUGGGAGUGGUGGGCAUGUGAAAGCUCUCUCCAGCAGCGGUGGCUUGCUUCGCAAAAUCCGAAGCACAUUUCAACUGACCCAUGGUAAGUCUCAUGUACUUCUAUAAUUUUACUUCAGCAACCCACCGCUAUUGCUGGAGAGGCUCCACAUGAGAUUUUAAAGCCAUGUGGGUGUACUCUCAGAACUACACA
This is a messenger RNA of Scylla paramamosain (green mud crab), 3014 nucleotides long. RefSeq names its product tetratricopeptide repeat protein 23-like. Lineage: Eukaryota; Metazoa; Arthropoda; Malacostraca; Decapoda; Portunidae. Bases 446 to 2254 code for a protein of 602 amino acids. The transcript is spliced from 15 exons. The record is from RefSeq and is a predicted model, not a curated record. Gene Ontology annotation, molecular function: protein binding.